UCGGUAGAAUUAAUUGCUGAUUAAGUGAUUACAUUAAUCAGAGUUUAGUCGCCACUUCAAUGAUUAUCAAACGGCAGAAAUGCUCGGAGCAAAAUUUGUAAUCAAAAUAAUUCGCUGCGUUAACAAAACAAGUAGAUUGCUUGACAAGUUAACCGCCGUUUAAGCUAAUCGGAGUUUAAUCGAGGUCGUUCGGUAUAUAACAGGUGAACCCUGGCCGCCGGCCUCGCAAAUCGCAAUGCCAUCUGGUACCGUCACGUGCCACGGUCCAUGGCGCAGCGGUCGCGCGAGCUGCCACGUAAUGUUGUGCGUGCCGUUCGUUCGUUCGUUCGUGAAUCGCUGCUAUUAAUUUACAUCCUGUGGGUGCUGCGUGGAGGCGAACGGCAACGAGGGCGAUGCGCGAGCCUGCGUCUAUCCGUUUCUAAACUUUCGGCGAUUCACGUCAUCACGAACAUAUGAUCCAUGAUCACGAAGAUUACGCAGUGAUUGUUAAAGUAACAAAAUGUCACAGUCAAGCGGUUACCAGUAUCCACUGUACGCAGAGUCCAACAAUCCCUUGAAGAACGAACCACCUCCCAUAGUAAAUGGUCAAAAUCCUGCAUCUCAGCAGAAUGGAAUGCAGUCUUCUCAGUUCAAUUUAACCGGCACGUCGUCGUCGCAGUCGUCGCGUGACCCGUCCAGGGAGACCUCCAGAGAUCCGUCACCAACUCAAUAUCUUCACAACCAAUAUCGGCCUCAGUUGCCACGACCGCCAAUGCCACCAAUAAACGGACCUCAGAACUCCAAUGUGUUACCUCCACCACCUAGAACGUCACAACCAUAUAGUCCUGCAAAUCUAUAUAGUGCCCAUAACCAGUAUGUCGCUACUACUCGUCAGAACGUUGCAGUCAGUACACCUUCAACUGCUUUUGUGUCUCAACCUAGCCAAGAAAUUCAUCGACCAACGAUUCCUUCGAAUCAGAUGCCUCCAGUAGCAAAAAAUCUGACUCCAGUGUCCGCGCCAUCAAUGUUUGCGGAUACUGUUAAACCAGAGCCAGCUAAAAUGAACCAAAGUUAUCAAUGGGCGACUAAUCCUCCACCUACCAACAUUCCGCAGGGUACUAUGGGCGUUCCUGGAAUGUCCAGUAGCAUCGAUAAGACUAGUCCAGUCUCAACAGAUCAAACUGUGGAAAGUCAGACGUCCUUUGCUAGAGUAAAUAAGAUCGUGACAUACGAUCAAGGGCAUCCUACCCCUCCACCCGCAUCCAACGCUAAUCUACCUCCUUCGAACAUUACUCAACAUUUAAAUCAAAACAGUUAUGUACAGCAAGAACCAAUGAGCUCCAGUACACAACCUCCAAGGACUCAGAACGUCCAAGCACAAUCGACAAUUAGUCCUUCCGAAAGCUUAAGUAGUUCGCAACUCAGAUAUGGAACUCAACAGAAUAUAUCCAAUGCAUCGUCAAUGCCAAAUUCUAGCACACAGAAUUUAUUCUAUAGUGCACAAGGCCAUAAUGUAGGUCCACGAAAUCCUCAAGAUUAUAGCACUCAACCUUUGAAACCUCAAAAUUUACUUACUGGUUAUAUGGAUCCCACGGGACUGGGAAGUAUUCCUCCAGGUCAGAAUGUACAUCAAAAUUUAACUGGCCAGAGGAGAUAUCCGCAACAAGACACUGCCAAUACCGCGAUGCUACCGCCUUCAGGAGGUAAUCAGUUACAUGGUGUAAGAUUACCUCCAUCAGGAAUACCUCCUCUUCCGGGACAGCAAACGUAUGAUCCUCGUUCGCAAUAUCCUGGCCCGAUGACAAAUGUUCCAUUAGACUCGUCAAAUAGAAGGUAUCCUAAUAUGUACCCUGACCAAUUAAAUCAAUUAAAUAAUCAGAUGAGCAAUUUGAACGUCACACAAACUGGCUACAACAAAUUAUGGGGGGUGGAGUCGAUAGACCUCUUACAGUGCCGAAAUAUACUGCCGCCUGAAAAAGUCGAACCACCAAAGAUCAAGUUACAUCAGGAAAUGUUAGAUGUCGUAAAUUGUAAUCCUGAGAUAUUCAGGUGUACAUUAACAAGAGUCCCAGAAUCAAAUUCGCUUCUGCAGAAAUCAAGAUUGCCAUUCGGCGUAUUAAUACAUCCUUUUAAGGAUCUAAACCAUUUAGCAGUGAUUCAGUGCAAUACGAUCGUGCGUUGUCGAGCUUGCCGAACAUAUAUCAACCCGUUUGUAUAUUUCGUCGAUUCGAGGAGAUGGAAGUGCAACCUCUGUUUCAGAUUGAACGAACUUCCUGAAGAAUUUCAUUUCGAUCCUGUGACGAAAUCUUACGGCGAUCCAUCGCGACGGCCAGAAGUCAGAACCGGAACGAUAGAGUUUAUUGCACCAAGCGAAUAUAUGGUCCGUCCACCUCAGCCGGCUGUCUAUCUCUUUGUCAUGGAUGUUUCUCGUCUUGCGGUGGAAAGUGGCUAUCUGCAGAUCGUUUGUAACAUUAUUACCGAAGAUCUGUCGCGUCUCCCCGGCGACAGCCGCACUCAAAUCGGUUUUCUCGCCGUUGAUUCUGCUCUGCACUUCUUCAGCAUGCCCGAUAAUGUCUCGCAGCCACACGAAAUGAUUAUGCUGGAUAUCGACGACGUGUUUCUGCCGUGUCCAGAAAACCUAAUUGUAAAUCUAAAGGAACGUGAAGAGCUGAUCCGCGACCUUCUUGCUCAGCUUCCCGUCAAGUUUUGCGGCACCCAUGAUACUAACAGCGCCCUUGGUGCCGGUCUUCAAGCUGCCCUCAAACUCCUUUCCGCUACCGGAGGGCGUGUCACUGUUUUUCAAACGUGUCUGCCUAAUAUCGGUCCAGGGGCACUGCAGCCGAGAGAAGAUCCUAAUACCAGAGUGAAUAAAGAUGUGCCACAUCUCAAUCCUGCAACGGACUUCUAUAAAAGAAUUGCUCUGGAUUGCAGUGGACAACAAAUCGCGAUUGAUCUGUUCUUAUUGAACAGUCAAUACAGCGAUCUGGCAACUUUAUCAUGCGUGUCAAAAUUUACGGGUGGCUGCAUUUACCAUCUGCCACUGUUUCGAGCAUCCAAGUUACAGAAUAUUGAAACUUUGGAAAGAUUACUACAUCGUUAUUUAUCGAGAAAGAUUGGUUUUGAGGCGGUGAUGCGACUUCGCUGUACCCGCGGUCUCAGCAUUCACGCUUUCCAUGGCAGCUUCUUCGUUCGAUCGACCGAUCUGCUCUGCUUGCCAAAUAUUAAUCCGGACGCUGGUUUUGGCAUGCAGAUCUCCAUCGACGAAAAUCUGUCCGAUACACAGACCGUAUGCUUCCAAGCAUCUCUUCUGUACACUUCGAGCAAAGGUGAGCGAAGAAUCAGAGUACACACUCUAUGCCUGCCAGUCGUGGCAAGUCUAACGGAUGUUAUGCAUUCUGCAGAUCAACAAUGCAUAGUCGGCUUAUUAUCAAAAAUGGCUGUCGAUCGAUCCCUUCAAUCAUCUUUGUCGGACGCCAGAGAUGCAUUAAUAAACGUCGCUAUCGACAUCCUAUCCGCAUACAAACUGGCGCAAUCUUCCAGCGGCGGAGGACUUAUUGCUCCAGAAAGUUUAAAACUGUUGCCGUUAUACAUUAUCGCAUUGUUGAAGAGCGUAGCGUUCAGAUCUGGCACGAACACACGUUUGGAUGAUCGCAUAUUCGCUAUGUUCCAACUGAAAACAUUGCCGUUGGCGCAGCUGAUGCAGGUGGUUUAUCCCGAUUUGUAUCCCGUUCACGUGCUCGACGACAAUAAUGCGAAGGACAUUGACGGCAAAGUGUGUCCACAGCCGCCUCGGCUUAAUUUAUCUGCCGAGAAACUCGACAGCCGAGGAGUCUUUCUUAUGGAUGCUGGCGACAGAAUCUUCAUUUAUGUCGGCAAGAACGUCAAUCCAGUUUUCUGUUCUAACGUGUUUGGCACUUCGGGGUUCGCGUCUAUCCCAGAAGAAAUGUACGAAUUACCAGAAUUGGACACAGUAGAAAGCGAACGGUUACGAAACUUUGUGUUUAGCCUACAAGAGGAGAAACCAUACUACGUAUCUGUACAAGUUAUCAGGGACGAUAGCCACUUUAGGACGUUGUUCAUCGAGCGAUUGAUAGAAGAUCGAUUUGAAUCUGCUCUUAGUUACUACGAAUUCUUGCAGCAUCUCAAGACACAGGUGAAGGAGUGACGAAGUUAAGGAAUUCGUAUGUGAGACCAACUCCUGCCCGGGAGGUGUUAAUCAUCGGUUUAUGGAACUAUUAUAAAACAAUCGCGCAGUUGAAAAAUUGCGCAAUCUGUUAUAAUUCAUUAAUCGAUCAUGGGUCAUUCGGGAUAUUUUGGGACAUGUCACGUGAUUCAAGAUCUACUACUUAUAUGCCAUCUACUUAUGCAGCAGUGACAGCCUUAUCGAAAGACACUGACGCAUUUAAACAUGAUAGAUUGUAAUUAUUAAUAUUAUUAUUAUUAUUAUUAUUAAUUAUUUACCAUCGGUAGCCUCAACAUAUGGACUUGCGUUCUCGUUGCGCGUAUCCACUUGGGUUAAGCAAUUUCUUUUCGUCCAGUAAAUAUCUAAUUUUUUUACGAUUUUGUGUUAUACCUAUGACAAUUUUAAUCCAUGAGAUUUAUUUGUUCAGUAGGAAAAUCUUUUUCACAAUAGCGGUAAUUCGUUAAAUAGCAUCAGCAUGAUGGUCACAGUCGUUUUCCUCUAUCCUACAAUUGUUGGAAUCGAUCGUUUCAUUUAUUCUAAGAUUUUCCUCUCUUAAUCUAGUGGCACAUAUGAGUGGAAAUGCCAUUGCUCGCUGCCUUUCACUCGCUCUUAUCUAUUCAUGAUUACGUGGUAUAUAUAAGUAGUGAGAGAGCGACGCAAGAAGAGAGAGAAAAUCUUAGUUUAGAGGAAAACAUUUAAAAUAGAGGAAAUAGACUAUUUUUGAUGAUGUUUGUAUAAUUUCUUUUUUUUUUUGUAACUACGUUUUCGUAUUCCGCAUUCUUUUAAUCUCUGUAUCGGAGUAUCGGUAUUGUCGCAAUACGCAAGUGUUCUUACCUUAAAAAAGAAAUACCAUCUUCAAAAAUAUCCUGAAAAAUAUUAGUUACAAAUAAUUACAUGCAAUAGAAAGGAAAUUAAAUAAGUGCAAUUUUGCAUUUUCAGUAUAAAUAAUAAUAAAUGAAGAUGCUUGCAGAUUGUGGGUGUCGCCAAACAAAGAUGUUUCACGGUGAUAAGCAAUGCGCUCUUGUAAUUUAAUCACCUGCAGGCAAUAAAAUACAAACGGGAAGGGGGUAGUAGAAAAACUCGUGAAAAAUUAUAUUAUCAGUCGCUAUGUCAUUCCUUAAACGGUGACAUGUUGUUAAUUCACAUUGUAAAAUUGGACUUUGUGAUGAGCGAAGUCGUAACGCCAAUUUCUCGAACGGUCGACGAACAUUGCAAUUAAAAUAUUGUUGCAAUUGAAUUAACUAAAUAACUAAUUGUAAAAAAAAAUAUAUAGGGGGAAAAGACGGAGAACGAUUUCGCGCCAAUGUAAAAUACGAAUCGAUCGUCGGGGCGGGCAAAAACUCGCCUAUAAAGGACUCUAUAACAAAAUAAAUAAUGAUGAACAAUAGCACUGGCAAGUGUUAUAUAAGAAAUAAACAAAUGAAUAUUGUAAAAUAA
Temnothorax curvispinosus is the source of this 5599-nucleotide messenger RNA. It is a transcript of the gene Sec24AB, whose product is annotated as protein transport protein Sec24A. Gene Ontology annotation, cellular component: COPII vesicle coat; endoplasmic reticulum exit site. The record is from RefSeq and is a predicted model, not a curated record. The coding region runs from base 500 to 4144 and encodes 1214 amino acids. Gene Ontology annotation, biological process: COPII-coated vesicle cargo loading; endoplasmic reticulum to Golgi vesicle-mediated transport; intracellular protein transport. NCBI's taxonomy places the organism in Eukaryota, Metazoa, Arthropoda, Insecta, Hymenoptera, Formicidae. Gene Ontology annotation, molecular function: SNARE binding; zinc ion binding. The transcript is spliced from 15 exons.